Lipotes vexillifer (Yangtze River dolphin) is the source of this 2695-nucleotide messenger RNA. It is a transcript of the gene IFT70B, whose product is annotated as intraflagellar transport 70B. The coding region runs from base 57 to 2051 and encodes 664 amino acids. Gene Ontology annotation, molecular function: protein binding; intraciliary transport particle B binding. Gene Ontology annotation, cellular component: axonemal microtubule; intraciliary transport particle B. Gene Ontology annotation, biological process: intraciliary transport. The record is from RefSeq and is a predicted model, not a curated record. The transcript has a single exon. NCBI's taxonomy places the organism in Eukaryota, Metazoa, Chordata, Mammalia, Artiodactyla, Lipotidae.
CGUUUCCGGUUGGCUUGUUGCCGUGGUAACGAGCACACACAACCACGGCAGCGGUUAUGGCAGGGCUGGGCGGUGCGCAGAUCGCCGACGGGGAGUUCACCGCGGUAGUGUACCGGCUCAUCCGGGAUGCCCGCUACGCCGAGGCCGUGCAGCUGCUGGGCGGAGAGCUCCAGCGGAGCCCGAGGAGCCGCGCAGGCCUGUCGCUGCUGGGCUACUGUUACUACCGCCUGCAGGAGUUCGCGCUGGCCGCCGAGUGCUAUGAGCAGCUGGGUCAGCUGCACCCGGAGCUGGAGCAGUACCGCCUGUACCAGGCCCAGGCCCUGUACAAGGCCUGCCUUUACCCAGACGCCACCCGCGUCGCCUUCCUCCUCCUGGACAACCCCGCCUACCACCACGGGGUCCUCCGUCUCCAAGCCGCGAUCAAGUACAGCGAGGGCGAUCUGCCCGGGACCAGGAGCCUGGUGGAGCAGCUACUGAGUGGGGAAGGAGAAGACAGCGGGGGCGAGAACGAGCUCGAUGGCCAGGUCAACCUGGGCUGUUUGCUCUACAAGGAGGGACAUUAUGAAGCCGCGUGUUCCAAGUUCUCUGCUGCCUUGCAGGCUUCGGGCUACCGGCCUGACCUUUCCUACAACCUGGCUUUGGCCUAUUACAGCAGCCGGCACUAUGCCCCGGCGCUGAAGCAUAUCGCCGACAUUAUUGAGCGUGGCAUCCGCCAGCACCCAGAGCUGGGUGUGGGCAUGACCACUGAGGGCAUUGAUGUUCGAAGUGUUGGCAACACCUUAGUCCUUCACCAGACCGCUCUGGUGGAAGCCUUCAACCUCAAGGCCGCCAUAGAAUACCAACUGAGAAACUAUGAGGCGGCCCAGGAAGCCCUCACGGAUAUGCCUCCGAGGGCAGAGGAAGAGUUAGACCCUGUGACCCUGCACAACCAGGCGCUAAUGAACAUGGAUGCCAGGCCUACAGAAGGGUUUGAGAAGCUACAGUUUUUGCUCCAACAGAAUCCCUUUCCCCCAGAGACCUUUGGCAACCUGUUGCUGCUCUACUGUAAAUAUGAGUAUUUUGACCUGGCAGCAGAUGUCCUGGCAGAGAAUGCCCAUUUGACUUACAAGUUCCUCACACCCUACCUCUAUGACUUCUUGGAUGCCACGAUCACUUGCCAGACAGCUCCUGAAGAGGCUUUCAUUAAGCUUGAUGGGCUAGCAGGGAAGCUGACUGAACAGCUCCGGAAACUCACCAUACAAGUGCAGGAAGCAAGACACAACAGAGAUGAUGAAGCUGUCAAAAAGGUAGUGAAUGAAUAUGAUGACACCCUUGAGAAGUAUAUUCCCGUGCUAAUGGCCCAGGCCAAAAUCUACUGGAACCUUGAAAAUUAUCCAGUGGUGGAAAAGAUCUUCCGCAAAUCUGUGGAAUUCUGUAAUGAUCAUGAUGUGUGGAAGCUGAAUGUGGCUCAUGUUCUGUUCAUGCAGGAAAACAAAUACACAGAAGCCAUAGGUUUUUAUGAGCCCAUAGUCAAGAAGCAUUAUGACAACAUCCUGAAUGUCAGUGCUAUUGUGCUGGCUAACCUGUGUGUUUCAUAUAUUAUGACAAGUCAAAACGAAGAAGCCGAGGAGUUGAUGAGGAAGAUUGAAAAGGAGGAAGAGCAGCUCUCCUAUGAGGACCCAGAUAAGAAAAUCUACCAUCUCUGCAUUGUGAAUUUGGUGAUAGGGACGCUCUAUUGUGCCAAAGGAAAUUAUGACUUUGGUAUUUCUCGGGUUAUCAAAAGCUUGGAGCCUUAUAAUAAAAAACUGGGAACUGAUACCUGGUAUUAUGCUAAAAGAUGCUUCCUGUCAUUACUAGAAAACAUGUCAAAACACACCAUCAUGCUUCGUGACAGUGUUAUUCAAGAAUGUGUUGAGUUUCUAGAACACUGUGAACUUUAUGGCAGGAACAUACCUGCUAUUAUUGAACAACCCCUGGAAGAAGAAAGAAUGCAUAUUGGAAAGAAUACAGUCACUUAUGAAUCCAGACAAUUAAAAGCUUUGAUUUAUGAGAUUAUAGGAUGGAAUAUGUAGUAAUGUCUGACAGUGGCCUUAUCAUAAUGGCUUUACAUCUGUUUUUCACUCUUUUAUCUGUAGUUAGCUAUUGGCCUCUUUAGAUUUAUUACAUGUUGAACUUUGUACACUUUAAAAUUAUAAAAAUAACUAAUAUUUUGUUUUUAAAAUCUUCACAAAGUGAAAUAUAAGAACUUUGACACCUAGAAAGACAUGAAAAAUUCAAAACUGCAUGGGGACACUAUUUCUAUUAGAAAUUGUUAGCACCUAUGUUCCAUCUCCUUUGUUAUCAUUUGUACUUUUUGCAUUUUGAAAGUCCCCUGCACAAGGAUUAUGUUAUCCAGGGACUUGGCACUAUCAGGCCCAGAACUCAGUAGUUAAGGUAUAGGAUUUCUAGGCUUUUAAUAAGAACCUCAGGGAUUGUGUGUCCUAUUCUCACAGCCUACCCUCAUUAUUAUAUUAAUUUUAAUGCAUACAUAUUAGAUAGCAUUUAGGGUGUUUUGUCAGGGUUUUUCAAUAUAAAUGUAAUGCUUUAUGUAAUCAAAAUACGUUAUAAAUGUUUGGUGGUUUUUUUUUUUUCCAAACAUUCAAGAGUCACUGGGAGAUCUUAUACCCUUAACAAAAUUAUGGUGCUGUGGUUUAGAGACAAUAAACAAUUGUCAAAG